Vitis vinifera (wine grape) is the source of this 745-nucleotide messenger RNA. RefSeq lists its product as uncharacterized. The transcript is spliced from 3 exons. The record is from RefSeq and is a predicted model, not a curated record. NCBI's taxonomy places the organism in Eukaryota, Viridiplantae, Streptophyta, Magnoliopsida, Vitales, Vitaceae. Bases 1 to 615 code for a protein of 204 amino acids.
AUGGGUUAUAUUUAUGAGUUGAUGGAUUCAGCUAAGGAGAACAUUGCAUUUAAUUGUGGGGGCGUGGAGAGAAAAUAUGACCCAAUUUGGAGAAAAAUUGAUGCAAGAUGGACUCUGCAACUUCAUCAACCUUUACAUGCAGCAGGUUAUUAUCUUAAUCCUCAAUUGCGGUAUGGAGAUAAGUUCUCUAAUGUUGAUGAGAUUGAGAGAGCAAAGUCUACAAAGGAACAAAAUGUUGAUCCGAUUUUGGUAGAGGAGAUUGAUUCGGAUGAUGAAUGGAUUGCGAAGAAAGAAGAUCCCCUCCUCCCCCUUGACCUUUGUUGGCUUCAAGAUAAUGAGUUAUUCAGUGUUGAUGCUAUUAGAGUUGUGUCAUCCAACUCCCAAGAGACUCAAGCAUCAUCGGAUCACAUGGUUUCUUCACAUUCUUACAAAAGGAAACAUAAUGAAGUACCAAGUACAAGUGGAGGCAAAGGCAAAGAGAAGGAGUUGAAUUUGACACCAAUUGAUGAAGAUGAAGAUUUACAUGAAAUGGGAAUACAUGAUAGUGGACAUUUUCCUACUAUUGAUACAUUGGAUGAGGAUGAUGAUGACCUUGGAGAGGAGGAUUUAAGUUGAAACAAUUUACUCUAGUUGUUAUUUCAUGACUUAGGUAUGGAUUUUUUUGUAAAAGUUUAGAACUAUUAUUAUGGUUGACUCUAUUUUCUAUUUUAUGACUUAGUUAUGGCUUUUUGUUAAAGUUUGAAAC